Messenger RNA from Strongylocentrotus purpuratus (purple sea urchin), 602 nucleotides. Its product is annotated as receptor-type tyrosine-protein phosphatase O-like. The transcript is spliced from 5 exons. NCBI's taxonomy places the organism in Eukaryota, Metazoa, Echinodermata, Echinoidea, Camarodonta, Strongylocentrotidae. The record is from RefSeq and is a predicted model, not a curated record. Gene Ontology annotation, biological process: protein dephosphorylation. Bases 57 to 602 code for a protein of 181 amino acids. Gene Ontology annotation, molecular function: protein tyrosine phosphatase activity.
AGACAAAGAAUAGAUUCAACAAAAUACUACCGUAUGAACACUCUCGUGUAAAGUUGAUGGCACUGAAAGGCAAGUCUGAGACAGACUACAUUAAUGCUAACUAUAUACCAGGGUUCAACUCACCGAGAGAAUAUAUCGCAUGCCAAGGACCUCUACCAGAAACAACGAAUGACAUGUGGAGGAUGAUCUGGGAGAAGAAAUCAACGAUCAUUGUCAUGAUGACACAGACUGUUGAAGGAGGCAAGCAGAAUAAGAUGAAACGUGAAGUGAUCCAGCUACAGUUCACUUCCUGGCCUGAUCAUGGUGUCCCCGAACAGACAAAACCUAUGUUAGACUUCGUGAAGAAUGUGAGAGAACACAUCCGCAAGAAGUGCGUCAUAAAGCCUGUUGUUGUUCACUGCAGUGCUGGUGUUGGAAGAACAGGAACAUACAUAGCACUGGACCGUCUAACACAACACAUGGAGGAUAAUGACUUUGUAGAUGUCUGUGGAGUCGUGUGUGAGAUGAGAAUGCAUAGGAACUACCUAGUACAGACUGAGACGCAGUAUAUCUUUAUUCAUGACUGCCUGGUUGAUUUCUUUCACUCUGAUGUAGCUCCAUGA